AGCAUCAGCAAGAACAUGGCCACAACGAAGACUGAAGGGAACCUGGCCAUCUGCCUGGCACCAAACCUGCUGAGCCCACCCCAAAUGCUGACCCUGGAUGUCCUGGCUCUGGAGACAGGGAAGGUACGCUGUGUUCACCACCCGGCUACAGCGUCCCCAGCCCAGCCCAGCUUUGCUGCUCAGAGGUCCCUGGCUGCCUCCUCCUGUCAGCAAAGCCAUGGGCAGCAGCCAGGAAGAGCAGCCCCACGGCUGCACCUUCCUGCACAGAAACACAGGUCAGGCUGGGAAAGGCUGUUUGAGCCCUCAUCAGCCCCCUCAGUGAAACCAGUGGUUUGCUGUGUGCAGGUUACGCAGCUCAUGGAGUUCCUUAUUGACCACCAUGAGGAACUCCUUGGAGAGGAGGUGGCUGGGCUGGCCAGAGAGGGGGAUGAGGAGACACCAGCACCAAAAGCAGAGCUGGAAACUGCAGAGGUACCUCCUGUUGCUCCUGAGAGUGAAGAGCAGAGGAGCUUUUCUGGGGAGAAAAGAUAAAACUGCCUGGCUUUGCUUGGUUCAAGGUAAUCAAGGCUUCACCUGUCUAAUACUAUUGAAUGGAAAGGUUCCCAGGCUCUUCAUGCAAUACCAGAAAGCGAAGAGCAGCCUGGGAAGAGGGCAGCAAUGGGCCACCAUGUCAGAAGAAGAGCAAAACCGAGCUCUCAGGGAUGGGCGACUGAAGAAAUUCGAGCAGGUGAAGAACAAGGCACCCAGGAAUGUAGCAGAGCCUGUGUUUCAUCUUUUUGCCAAGCUCUGAGUAUAGAAAACAUUACUGAGGUGCACAGGAGGGUCCUGGACAGGUG
Messenger RNA from Neopsephotus bourkii (Bourke's parrot), 836 nucleotides. RefSeq names its product rho GTPase-activating protein 20-like. Gene Ontology annotation, biological process: signal transduction. The record is from RefSeq and is a predicted model, not a curated record. The transcript is spliced from 2 exons. The coding region runs from base 16 to 531 and encodes 171 amino acids. NCBI's taxonomy places the organism in Eukaryota, Metazoa, Chordata, Aves, Psittaciformes, Psittacidae.